This is a messenger RNA of Schistosoma rodhaini, 3468 nucleotides long. The record is from the annotation of a GenBank genome assembly. NCBI's taxonomy places the organism in Eukaryota, Metazoa, Platyhelminthes, Trematoda, Strigeidida, Schistosomatidae.
GAAGUAAAACAACACCUUCGUCCUUCACACAAGCGGCCAUUUUCUUGGUGUUCGUUGACAUGCCUUCGUAAAGAAAUUUGGUGUUGUUUGCCAUCAAUAAGUGAUCAUUUCUCAUGGCUUCUCCCGGUGAACAUGAACAGUUUGCCGAAGAAGGUGUUAGUUCAUUUCGAUUUGAUCACAAUGAAAGGUCUUCUAAAAGGUAGUUGUAAAUCACAUAUGCCAUUGUUUAGUGAUGAACAAAGAUGUAUAUUCGAACUCGAAAGAGCAAUCGAGGCUAAAACGAAGGAGAAGAAUAAUCUACGGGAAAAGUUGCGUUCAAUCCUUCGAUUAUCUGAACGCUUAGAUGCUUUACUACCGUUGAAAUUAGAAUCGAAAGAGAGGGAACUACGUCAUUUUCUGCUCCCUUCAGUGCCUCGUUCGAAUGCGUGUGACAUCGAUACUAACAAAAACCAUACUACUUCAGGCGGCUGUACAAUUAGUUCCAAUGUUCGCCCUGUACCAUCCUUGGUUAGUAGUGGGUUAACCAAGUCUGCAGAUAGUUUGUUGGGUCCUGCAAAUGCAGUGGCUCGUAUUACUAGUUCAAAAGGCGGGGCUCUUCUACCUACUCCUUAUCCUAAUCCUUCUCAGGCUAGUGGUAAAUCUGUUACCCAUACUCGUGGUUUACUACCGUCAGGAAUUCAUUCACAAUCCACCAAAUCUUCUGUAGACAAUGGACCAUGUAUUAAAGAUGUUCCAAACUAUGCAGAUGUAUUAAUUGAUUCUUCUGUUAACUUGGUACUAUCUCGUUUACGCCAGACACAGUGUAAUUUUGAUAAACUUGUUGCAGCUAAUCAAUCUGAACUUCAGUCAUUUACUUUUACUCAAAACAGUCAAAAUGGAAAAAGAAUGAUGAUGCGUAUUCGUGUUCUUGAACAUGAAAAUGAAGAACUAGCAAAUGUCAAUCGUACUGGUCGAACUGCUCGGUUAGAAUCGGAAAUUUCCUUACGACGUGCAUUCGUAAAUGACUUGAAGAAUGCUCAUUCAGAUAUGGAAUAUUUAGUGGAGGAAGCUGAGACAGAAGCUGAAGUGCUUGGUAGUUCUUUAAUGAUGCUGCAACAAAGACUACAGUUAACUCAAAGCACUGCAGAAUUUUUGGCUUCCGAACUACAAAAACUUGAACCAGUGAUUUGUGCUGAGAUAUCGAAUUCCGGAGGCGAUACUGAUACUAAGAACGUGUUGUUACACGAGGAAACAAAAUUAGAAGACGUUACUAGUGUGUCUCCUGGACGACUGCGAAAUUCUCAGAACAAUAGUCUGUACGAUGAGCUUAUUUUGGAUCCUGGUGUUGAAAUUAGCCGACAGUCUUCGGAAUCUCCCAAGUUUUAUACUGAUCUGCCAGUCGAUAGCGACGUCGAUUCUCUAAUGACAGAAAUGAAAUAUGAUGAAAAGUCAUGUAUUUAUGCCCGAGUUCUCCCCAAAUCUGAAAAUAAUAUUUCUGAUGACAAAAAUUUCGGUAAAUCAAAACGUAAACGUGUCUCAGGUAGUUGUGGCGAUUCGUCAAAUGAAAAUUACAAAAGUCAUUUAGACUCUUUAUCGUUUUUACCUGCUCCAUUGUCUAGGAAUACAGUAUCUACUUCCGCUAGUGAUCGGACUAAAUCGCGUCCUGUAAUCCCUGUACGCGGUCCACAACGGACGUUUCAUUCAAACCGUGAGCACACUGCUCCGGUUACUCAAAUAAAAUCCAUUUCAUCUUCAAGAACAUCACCAUUAGAUGAAUGUAUUUCUAGUAAACUUUUAAAACUUUCUAAAUUUGAUAGCAAGUUAACUGUCGAUUCCUCCAUAAAAUCCCCAUGUAUAAAGUCUUUCACAUCUAAUCAUCCCAAUGUUAUUGAUGGCUCAUCUUCAUGAAAUCCCCUUCCUAUUCAUUUAUUUGUUCAAAAUCUCUUACAUGCCCCUCUUUCUUUUGCAUGUUGGAUGUUAUUGUCACCUUACUUAUUUCUUUCUAUGUUGAGUAGUGUAUGUGUGUGUGUAUGCACAGGCAAAGUUAUUCUUGAUUGUUUGAUUUACUGAUGUUUGCUUUAAUUUCCAAUAGGUGGCUUGUUUGUGUUUGUUCUUAAUUCGUUCCUUUUUCACUCUGAAAGAGAAAUGUACUCCUGUUCAGUUUUUUUUAUAUAUAAACGAACUACUGUUUCUUAAACAAUAUAUCAAAUAACACUGAUAAUCAAUUAAACCCCACUUGUGUUUCUCUUCUACGUUUGCACUCUUUAUAUAUACAUAUAUAUAAACGAAAUUGAAUGUACUUAAUAUAUACUCCUGUCAAUUUUUAAGUAGUGCAUAGUUAUUAAGAAAUGACUAGCUAUAUAUUAUUUUCAACAACAACAAAAAACGUAACUAGUUCGAUUUUCUCAUUCUUUGCUAUGAUUAGUCUCAAGGUAUUAUCAACUCUUUUUUAUUAAGAUACUUAAUACAUUGCAUAUUACGUCGGUUUGGUUUUCAUAUAGGUGAUAUUAUUGUUGAUAUUAUUCAUUAUUAUUAUUGCUCUAUAUACUGAUGAUGAUGAUUAUCGCGGUGUAAAUAAAAUCAACGAUCAGUUGCAUUUAUUAUCCAUAAAGAAAAUCACUUGAACAUGUUAACAUGUAUCUUUCUGUCUGUAUUCAGAUAGACAAGGUAUCUAAUCUAAUGAGAAUACAGUGAGAAUUUUGCUAUUCCCCAUAUAUUAUUAAUGUAUAUAUUUGUCAAAACAAUAUACAUUUUGAAGAUGCAUAAUAAUAUGAAUAAUUAACACAGAUAUUGAUAUGUGUCAAAUCUAAGUCAUCUCAUUUAUUCAUUACCAACAGCAGUGCUUUCAUCCUCGUACAUAUAUAUGAACGGUAGUACACUUCGAAGCAAGUUGCUAUUAGUUACUGUUCAUAUGUAUUGCAAUUUUAUCGUUCCAGGUAUUCCUUUUUUUUUCUUCUAAACUAUCAAUUAUAAUAUGAGUAUCUUUUUUUUAAUCUAUUUUUCUAAUUUGGAUUUUUUGGAUUUAAUUUUAAAAGAUUAUUUUUAUACAUAAACCUACUUCAUUUCUGUUAAUGUUUUUUUUAUUGUUGAAAGGUUCUCUUUCACAUAGAUUUCCUACUACCAGUUAGCCUGUGUGUGUGUGUUUAUGUGUAGUUUGACCGGAUAAGACUUUCAGUUUAUGAUAGGAAGCAAUGAACUCUGCAUAGAGUGACAUUUGAAAGUGAUCGACUUGGUCUCGUGUGCAGUUGUGUUUAUGAGGGCUAAUAUCACUUCCCGACUGCCCACACCGUGGAAAAGUAUUUCUUGAAGGACCUGAAAAGGAAGUUGGAUUAGUGUUGGUCAUAACGACCUGGGAGUGUGACCCAAGGGACAACUGCUUGAGGCCGGUCAUGCACGGCCUUUUUGUAUGGGAUUUAUGACGUGUUAGCUCCGUUGUUCAAAGGACUUUACCGCCGGAGACGGAAGUCCGUGGGAUAAGGCGAGGUGUGC